AUUUUUAGGGAUUUUUUUGAAGAGUUAUUGUGCAUGUUGACUCUGUUAGCAUACAUAUUUUUUUGAAGUGGACCUUCUGGAAUGGAUUAAUGACACUAACAGAGGUUCCACUAUACAUAUAAUAUUUACUGCAUAUCUCAGCCUAUAUAAAUCGUUUGGAUCCUGUUUAAAUUGGAGAAAGACACCCAUGCCCAUGAUGUGUGGAUGUAUAUUUCUGACCAACAGAUUUCUCUUUGGGUUUGCCAGUUGCAAGUUCUGUUCCUUUCAACCUUACUUUUUCUUUGAUCUCUAUAAAACCUCUGAGCAUCCUUGCAUCAACAUGCACCUCCUUCUACCUUUCAUCUUUGGAAUCAUUAUGUACAGACCACUCUGCAGUGAAGCUCUACUUGUGUCUGCAUGGAGGGCAGAUAACUUUUGACCUGCUCCUUGCAGCGUCAAGCUAAGGCUUCACUUUUUCUUCUUGUGUUGUUGACUUUAGGCUGCAGUCUGAUUCAUAGGAAGUACACUGUGAGCGACCAUGUUCCGAAGCAGCCUGAAGAUGUUGCUGGGAAGCAAAAGCCGCAAGAACAACAGUGGUGGUGCCAGCACGGACUCUGGGAGCUCUGAGAUAAGACUGAUAGAGGGAUUCACUCGUUCUCUUCCCUCCUCUCCUCUCCUUAACAUUCGUCUGGCCAAAACAACAACUGGUGAAGAAGAGGAGGCGUUAGGACCGCCUCCCUCAGUAGAUGAGGCAGCUGAUGCUCUAAUGACCAGACUGGGCUUUUUAUUGGGGGAAAAGAUCAUCAGUGGAGAACCUGGCUCAACUAACCAUGGUCAGGUUGAUGGACAGCAGAGAAUCUCUCCUUCCUCCAGCCUGGCCAGCAGCAGCACAUCCCCCUCCUCCACGUUGCCGCCUCCUGCUGGAGUUGAGGGUAACAACAACAACAAGCACACUUCAUCCGUCCAAGCCUCUGUCACUUCCCCUUCAUCAACACUGGAGAGUAGAGAUAGCGGCAUCAUAGCCACAUUGACCAGCUAUUCUGUUGAAUCAGCACCAGAGCAUGAUGACAACACCAAGCAGCCCAGCGACGGUUACCAAGGCAGCAGCCUCAAACUGUGGACGCAAGAGGGAUGGCCCGUGGUGACAUCAACCUCCUCUUCCUGUAUGGUUGCGACAGGAAGCAUGAACGAUGACUUCCCGUACAGGGCAGGGGACAGCAUGGCCUCCACAUACAGUCUCAACAAACUCCACCCAGAAUGGGGACAAGACUCAAAUCGCUUGUCUGGAUCCACCCAUUCCAUCCCGCUCUACCUUACACCCCGCCCAAAUUCAGUUGCUGCCACAAGUUCUGCACAUCUUGAAGACCUGGCCUACCUGGAUGAACAACAAAGGCCCACUCCUUCCAGAUCGUCCCUCAGAAUGCCCAGACAGAAUUCUGGAAGUCGAAGUCAACAGGAGCCGAGAGUUCAGUUCACGCCGUAUCUCAAAUUGAAGCCCCUUCACUUUGAAAUUCCUGGACUGUUGUCUGAUUGGCGAUUCACUGGCAGGGAGUGGCUCUUCAAGGAAGUGGACACCCGUCUGCGCAGUGAUGACCCUGCCGUCAACCGAGGGGUGGUAAUUGUUGGAAACAUGGGCUAUGGCAAGACUGCCAUCAUCGCCCGCUUGGUGGCCCUUAGUUGUCAUGGAAACCGGAUGUGGCCGACUUCCACUGGCAUCCAAACACUGCCAAAAUAUGCUGAAUCUUUCCCCCAUGAUUCACUGGGAAGAGCAGGAGGUGAUGAAGGAGGAGGUAGCUGUCCAGGGACUCCAGAGAUCAGGAGGAGACAGCAGGAGGCGCUGCAGAGGCUCGCAGGACAGGUAGUUUCCUAUCACUUCUGUCAGGCUGAUAACUGCCACACGUGUCUGGUUCCGGAGUUUGUCCACACCAUGGCGGCGAAGCUAACCGAGGCCCCUCAGCUGUCAGCGUAUCGAGAGCUGCUGCAUCGAUCACAGCAGCUUCAGAGCUCACUCAGUCUGCGAUCCUGCAUCCAAGACCCAAGCUCAGCCCUCCAGAAAGGAAUUUUAGAACCACUGGAUGCUCUCUACAAGGAGAAGACACUGCAUGUGGAAGGAACUGGGAUCAUUUUACUGAUUGAUGGUUUAAACGAGGCAGAGUUCCAUCGGCCGGACUAUGGUGACACACUGACGUCCUUCUUGUCACGAAACAUACACAAAUUUCCUCCAUGGUUCAAGAUCAUUGCCACUGUGAGAACCAGUCAACAGGACAUCACUCGGUCUCUACCUUUUUACCGCAUCUCUUUAGACCAGAUGGAGGAAAACAGCGCCAUAGAGCAAGACUUGCAGGGUUACCUGAUGCAACGAAUCCACAGCAGCCCUGAGAUUCAGAGCAACGUGUCACUAAGCAAUGGCCGCCUGGACAACAUGGCAUUGGCCAAGCUGACAAGUCACCUCAAGACCUUAAGCAAAGGCUCGUACCUCUACCUGAAACUAACCAUGGACUUGAUUGAGGGAGGAUACCUGGUCCUUAAGAGCUCCAGCUUUAAGGUGGUUCCUGUAAGCCUCGCCGAGGUCUACCUGCUGCAACUUAACAUGCGGUUUCCCACACAGUCGUCAUUUCUGCGAGUUCUGCCACUGCUCAAUGUAACUGUAGCAUCACUUCACCCACUGACUGACCAACAGCUCUUUGAGGUGGUGAAUGCUGGCACACUAACAGGAGGGGCAAUGCAAUGGCCUGAGUUUGUGCAGCGUCUGGAGCAGCUGUCUCCUUUCCUGUUGCGGCGGACUGAUGGGAGUCGGAUGCUUAACCACACCUCCUUCAGGGAGUGGCUGGUGUGGAGGGAGGAGGGGCAGGAUGACCGGUUUCUGUGCGACCCCAGGAGCGGUCACACUCUGCUGGCAUUCUGGCUCUGCAGACAAAGAGGAAAGUUGAACCGGCAGCAGACACUUGAACUGGGACAUCACAUCUUGAAGGCUCAUAUCUACAAGGGUUUAAGCAAGAAGCUUGGGAUUUCCUCGUCCAUUCUGCAGGGCCUUUGGCUGUCCUACAGCACGGAGAGCUUGAAUGAUGCACUCUCCUCAUUGCGAAACCUUUACACCCCAAACAUCAAGGUUAGCAGAUUGCUGAUUAUGAGCGGGGCUGAUGUGGAUUAUCGCAGUGGAGUUCUGAAUAACGCUCCCCUGCUGUGUGUCCACGCUCACUUGGGCCACGGUGAUGCUGUGGCCCUUUUACUUGACCACGGAGCUCAGGUGGAUGCACAGUCGCAAGAUGGUUUGACCGCACUGGGAUUUGCGGCUUCAGCUGGACAUCUGGAUGUUAUCACCCUGCUGAGUCAGCACAAAGCCAAGGUGGGUCAUGUGGACAGCUCAGGCCGGUGUGUGUUGGUGCAUGCAGCUCAACGGGGCCAUCUCCAGGUGCUACGCUUCCUGCUGAAGCUUGCUGACUGGAGCUGCAAUACCUGCUGUGGCCACAGGGGGGUGAGCAGGAGCCAGGCGGUGCAGCAGGCACUGAUUGCAGCAGCCAGCAUGGGCCAUUCAGAGAUUGUGUCUCAUCUCCUGGAUCCACCAGAUGAAGACAAUAAAGAGGAGGAAAGACCAGAAAUCAACACACCUGAUAGUCUAUGGGGAGAGACAGCCUUGACAGCAGCAGCAGGAGGCGGCAGGUUGUCAGUCUGCACCCGGCUGUUGGAUCAAGGUGCUGCUCUCCAGCAAAGCAGCAGACAGGGGGUCGUGCCACUCUUCUGUGCAGUUCGGGGAGGCCACUGGCAGGUGGUGGAACUGUUAUUGAAUCAUGGAGCAGAGGUCAACAUGAUGGACCAGCAGGGUCGAACCGCCUUGAUGACAGCUGCAUCAGAGGGUCACAUGACCACAGCCAAAUUGCUGCUGGAUCAUGGGGCCUCUCUGGAUCAGGCUGACAGGGAAGGUUUAACAGCGCUGAGUUGGGCCUGUCUGAAAGGUCAGCUCCAAUUGGUCAGAGAGCUGGUGGAGAGAGGCGCAGCAACGACACACACUGACCGCAGUGGGCGUACGCCUUUGGAUCUGGCUGCCUUUCGUGGCGACCCUGAAGUGGUGCAGCAUCUGGUGGAUCACGGUGCAUCCGUGGAACACACUGAUUCCAGUGGCAUGCGUCCACUGGACCGAGCAGUCGGUUGCAGAAACACCUCAGCGGUUAUCGCUCUGCUCAAAAAGGGAGCUAAGAUAGGACCAGCAACCUGGGCUAUGGCUACGUCUAAACCAGACAUUUUAAUGGUGCUCAUUAGUAAACUGGUUCAAGAGGGGGACAAACUAUACAAGCAAGGCAAAGUGAGGGAAGCUGCUCAUUCCUAUCAGUCUGCGCUACAGAAGUUUCCGGGGGACGAGAUGAAGACCUUCAGACAGCUGAGAGUGUGUGUGCUCCUCAACCUGUCACGUUGUCGCCGCAAGAUGAAUGAUUUCGGCCUCGCUGAGGAGUUUGCGACCAAGGCUCUCGAACUGAAAGCCAAAUCUUACGAGGCCUUCUAUGCCCGAGCUCGAGCUAAACGCAGUCGCAGGCAGUUUCAUGCGGCCCUUGAAGAUCUGUUGGAAGCCAGCCGCUUGUGUCCAUCCAACCGAGAGAUUCAACGCCUGCUCUCUCGGGUCAAGGAAGAGUGUCGACAACAAGACUCUUCCACUCCCUCAACACAACACGUUUGUCAAAAAAACUUCUCCACUCACGAUGCCAGGGGCCGAGAUCCUGAUUACCUGCAGGUGCAUCCCACUGAGGAGACUACACAGGAAGACGACACUGAAGAUAAUCGGAAUCAGUGGAAAGGGAACGUUUCUGUUCCAAUGAUUCAAAGUCUUAACAUCUAUGGUUGUCCAGGAGGGCAGCUACCUUCCUCCAUCUCCCCAACUCAUUUGUUUCAUGUCCAAUCCAGUCCGACCAAUUCCCCCUCUCACUCUGCACCUUCCUACCACUGCUUCAGCCCUCCAACUUCUCCACGGCAACAUCAGCAGCCAACCAGCCCAAUGUUGGAACAGUCCAGUCUGCAAGAUGCGCAAAUACUGUUAUCUGCUCAACACCCAGACCAGAACCAGGUAGUACAACAGUAUCACCAUCAGGCGAAUUCAAGAUCCUUUCAGAAUCAAAAGCCUGUUCAAAACCAGUGGCUCCAGCAAGCCAAAGUCCAGUUAGUCAGAACAAGCCAACCCAGUUCAGCGAUUCAUUCCAGUGUGGUUUUGGGGAGUUCAGGCUACUCUCAGUUUGCCCAGCUGCCACAAGAACUGGCUGAACUGGGGGACAGUAUUUGCCCAAGCCCCUUUGAUAUGCAACCGAGUCAGCAGGCCCACGCAGGACGGGGAUCUGCAGCGUCAUAUAAACAAGACAAUGUGGAUGUUGACCUGGUUUGCCAGUCAAGACCUGCACCUGUGUACGGAAGAGGAGGGGAUAGGGAUAGGGAUAGGGUAGGGAUGAGUCAUUUUGGACAGGGCCGUCAGUUCAGCCGCAACCAAUCCAAAGCUGCCUAUUACCCCAUGGAAGUAACUGAAGUCGCAAAAGGCCCACAAGAUGAACACCAGUACCUCCACCAGGGUGGACUACGACGUCCACUUAGUGCGCACCCAGCCUCCCCUGCCUUUCCCCAAAGGCAUGCCCAGCACUCCCAGAACCCUAAUAGCCGUUUCCCCACAAGCAGCAGCAGCCUCGCUAGCGGGCAGCAGACUAAUCGAGGAGCACCUUUCAUGACCUCAGCCUCCACCCAGUACAUGGACUUACCUUCUCAACCUUCCGCAGGAGAGGUGAUUGGUCAUCGUGACGAUCUCAUGCUGAUCUCUUCUACACAGGCAGACACUUGCCUGGUCGGGGGGGGCACUUAUCCCGGAGAGGCCGGCCGUUCAAGGAACAUUCCUUACAUGGGUCUUAAUGACAAGUUUGUGAGGGCACAGCAACAAGGUCCUCCUACUUCCUCAUCCAUCCUCAGCCCCUCUCGAUCCUGGGCCGUGUCUUCGGUGGACACCAUCGUCACAUCGCCUGUUAAAAACCCCACCAAACAGGCAGAUUUGAACCAAUCCCAACCGCCCUUCUCUAUCGCCUACCACAACCGCAGCAACAACAACGGCCAUUAUGACAACCAGCUGCCCUACUACGACAUGAUACCAAGCCACAGUCCCCAGGAUCCAAGCCCCGUUCAGGUUGGUGGUCAGAAGUUCCCUUACCUUGACGUCAAGCUCGCUCGAACACUGCCAGUGAACAGAAAGGCAUGUCCGACCUCUCCUGUUAAAGCCAAAAGACCCUUUGUUGAGUCAAAUGUAUAAAGAAAUAGAGAAAGGGAAAAACCUUGAAACCGAAUUUGUGUAAAGUGUAAGUGUGUGUACUCACACUAGGCCAUACGCAAGACCUAAAAUCUGGCUAGUGUGAGCACUCUGAUCCGUGCUCAGGUUCGAUACACUUCCUGUCUUGCGGGGCACAAACAGAAGAGGCGGGCCAGGGCACGGCAUAAUUGGUCAUGCACAGGUAAUGGAAUGUGAGGAGUGAUGGCACGGCAACAUUUCAUAGUAGAAAUAAAUCAAAAGACUCUAAAUGUCUCGGCCCUCGACAUAUUGGCAAAUUUAAACUGAGUUCAUAAUCAUUGGAUAUCACACCUACAGUGUAACACACAGCUAAGAUUUUUUGUUAUUGGAUUUUUUUUUUUGCAUUUUUGGGGGGAAACGAGUUAGGACACCCCAGCUCUAAAUAGUCCACCAAUAGUCAUGAUGUAAUUUCAUUAAUUUUUGCCACCAUGCAGGGUAGAAAUAAAUAAAGACUACAGAAAGUUAAAAAAAACUGCAGUAAUGGAACGGUGUAAAAGUAGUGGCACUAGCAAAUUUCAUUCUUUCUUUUUUUUGCCAACAAGUUGAAAAAAAAUGAAAAUUUAAGGAAAGGUAGUGGUAAGCAGAAGCAGUCAUGUAUGCAACUAUUGUACAUUUUAUUUUAAAAAAGGUUUGGUUACAAAAACAUUUGCUUGUCAUAGUGUGUAUUGUGUAAGAAGUGAAGAAAAAUUGCAGUACUGUGCAAUUUUGUUUUGCAUUGAGCAAGAAAGAGCAACAGCUAUGUGUGUUAUGAUUGCAUGAAUGGUUUUAAUGACGUUCUGCACAUGCAUUCAGAAUGUUACUGUCACUCCUGUGAAGCUCAAGUGUUGUGUUGAGUGGAGAGUGUGGAAUGCUUCACUGGUAGCAUCUAUGUUCAAUAUCAGUCUGGAAGUCAGUGUGAGAUUUAUUGAGACCUGUUCUUUUCAGAGGCUACAUCAAAAAUAAAUGUUUGGGGAGCUUGAGCCUAAUACAGCGAGGUGGGGUACACCCUGGACUGGUUAACAGCCAAUCACAGGACACGUGUAGACACGCAAGCAUUCGCUCACAUGGACAAUUUGUGUGGGAGGAAGCUGGGGGACCUGGAGAAAACCAAACCUGGAGAAAUGUUCUAAUUGGUAUAUGAACCAAGGUUAGGGAUGGGGUUUUAGGUGUUACAAUUAGGGUCAGGAUUAGGGAUAAGAGUUACCGAUAGGAUUUUAAGGUUUUACGGUUAGGGGUAGGGAUAAGGGUUAGGACUAGGGAUUAGGGAUAGGGUUAUAGGUUUUAUGGUUAGGGUUAGGAUUACGGAUUUUUGAUUUAACAGUUGGGUUUAGGACUAGGGAUAAGAGUUAGGAUCAGGGAUAGGGUUGUAGGUUUUACGGUUAGGCACAACAGUUAGGAUUAGUGUUAGGGUUAUAAGUUUUAUGGUUAGGAUUAGGGAUACGUUUUUAGAUUUAACAGUUAGGUUUAGGACUAGGGAUAAGAGUUGGGAAUUGGGAUAGGGCUGUAGGUUUUACGGUUAGGCACAACAGUUAGGAUUAGUGCUAGGGUUACAGAUUUUAUGUUUACAGUUAGGAUUAGGGAUAAGUGUUAAGAUUAAGUAUGGGUUUUAGGCUUUACCGUUAGGGUUAAGAGUUAGGGAUAGGGUUUAAGUUUUUAGGGUUAUUAAGAAUUAGGAUGAUGGGAUGGGUUUUAGCUUUGACGGUUAGAAUUAAGGAUAUGGAUAGGGUUUUAGGUUUUUCAGUUAGGGUUAGGGAUAAGAGUUGGGUUUGAAAUAAGAGUUAGGCAUAUGGUUUUAGACUUUAUGGUUAGGGUCAGGAUUAGGGAUAUGAGUUCGGGUUUCAGGUUUUAAGGAUUAAGGAUAGGGUUUUUUAUAGUUAAGUUUCGGAUUAGGAGUAGGACUUUAGGUUUUACAGUUAGGGAUAAGAGUUAGGAAUAGGGUUUUAGGUAUUCCGGUUAGGGUUAAGAUUAGGCAUAAGAGUUAGGAUUAGGGAUAUGCAGUCAGCUAGUAAUAAUUUCAGGAUAUCAAACACUUAGUAUGUGGACAAAAGCAACAAGUUGUGGUUUUCUCUGUGGAGCACCCACCCACUCGCCCUCAGUGUUGCCAACUCCUCAGUAAGGACAGUAGCUAUUGGCUGUCCUGAAAGUCACUCGAAGUUGCUACAUGACGUCCGUCUGAUUUACAUAAUUGGCCAUUAUGUGUGUUUACCCAACUUGUUCAGAGGGCGUACAACCCACCUUUGCAAGCACCUUCUGUAAUUUUGGAUCAACAUUUGCAUUAAAAAUGACUGUUGUAACCCAACUCCAACUCCUAAGUCGCUAAAUUGGGUUAGGGUUAGGGGUUAGCAUUAGCUCACUCCACCCGUCUCACGGUCUCUCCAUGCUAGUACCCAUCUGUGAGUUUGACACUUGUGGCCUAGUCUGAGUAUGCCCUUAAAUCCUGCCAACAUUCCAGUGGUGAAUGUCAAUAGGAAGUCCAUUUUACAAGUGUUGUUCAUUCCCCAGAAGACAAAAGGUUAACAUCUGGUCAGCUGGUAACGUGCUACAAGCUAAGGACAUAAAGUAACCUGGUGAAAGACCAAAGGGCUUACGUUGUUUGUACAAGCACAAGUAGCAAGAAAUGGAAUUCUUUCCUAUGUUCUGCCGUCCCUUGACUGCUUUGCAGUACUUUUGUACAGUAAAUGGAUGCAGAUGAUGACUCAGCAGUAGCUAUAUUCAUUGAAGAGCAGCACAAAGCACUUAUCUGCUCGCCGUUGAAACCUGAAGAAACCACUAGAAGAUACCCGCAACCCCAAGCCAUAGUUUUGACAAACAUGGGCAUCACCUGACUUACUGUACAAAAAAAAUAGUAUUUAAGUUAUGUUUGUCUUAAAAUGUGUACAUUUUGUUAUGUUUUCAACUGUUUUUGUAUUUUGCUUUUACAUCUGUUGUCAUUCAGAAUGGCUUAUUUGAAAGGAUACAAAUUAAAAAUGUAAGAUGUA
Messenger RNA from Doryrhamphus excisus (bluestripe pipefish), 9240 nucleotides. The record is from RefSeq and is a predicted model, not a curated record. NCBI's taxonomy places the organism in Eukaryota, Metazoa, Chordata, Actinopteri, Syngnathiformes, Syngnathidae.